Messenger RNA from Vollenhovia emeryi, 1433 nucleotides. RefSeq lists its product as uncharacterized. Bases 996 to 1415 code for a protein of 139 amino acids. Lineage: Eukaryota; Metazoa; Arthropoda; Insecta; Hymenoptera; Formicidae. The record is from RefSeq and is a predicted model, not a curated record. The transcript is spliced from 2 exons.
UCUGGGAUAUGAUUGGCUGGUUCUAAAAGUAUUAACCAAUCAUACUGAGCGCUCACUCAACAGUUGCGUCUGCUGAACGCGGCCAUUGUCAAAUUCGACAUCGUUUUGACAUCGACCGACAAGUAGUAUCUCGCUGGGUAAGAAUUGCUACCACUCCGAGAAAUCAGUAGGAACGAAAGCAGAUUGAGGUCAAGGUCCGCGGGGAAUUUGAAGAAAAAAGCCGUACUAAUUAUCUUAAUCGACAGUUUUAAUAAAAUGAUCCUUAUCGUUACAUAACAUUACGUGUCGGACACAAUAAUACAAUAAUAUAUUAUUAAUUAUAGCAAUAAUCUGACGAUGUAACAAUUAAUGAUUGCAACUAUGAUCAACGGUGUCAUCAUAAUGUACGGUAACAAUCGAACGGGAUAGUAUACAUAUUCAAGCAUCGGUUCGCAAUAAAUAGUGAUAUCGUUAUUUAAAAGAGAGACUCCACAUUAUUCAAAUUCUGACGGUUUUUCAUUCCAUCACCACGGGAGAAGCAUAUAUUGGCGAGAGGCAGUCGCUGUGCUUCUGACCCUAUCGGCAUGCUACAUCAUAUUAUACCCUAAAGCUGUUUAUUUCGUAAAAAUGAAGCCUUCUCCAGGUUCUUUCAAUAAGUAAAAAAAUUCAGAUCUCUUUUUACAGAAAGUGUGAUCUUUUUUGCUCUGUGGGAAGAGCUGAUUUAAAACGAUGUCUGGAUUACAUAGCGGGUUAGUUCACCUUGACCCUAUCUUGAAAUAUGUUAUUGCGUAUGUUACGUCACAUUUAAGAUAACUCGCAAUUUACAUUGCAGAUCAAAGGCAGAUUGCACUGUAUAUAACAUCAUUGGUUAUAUGUAUAACUUCCAUAAUGCGAAAAAAUCGGUCUAUAACUAAGAUAAAGUCGUUCGGUUUGCGACGCAGUAUAGUAACAUAUGUAGUUAUUGAAAAUCAGGGUUGGACACUACCCAACUCUGUUGAAAAUAUAAGACGAAUCUAAUGGCGCCAGAUUCUCGCGAUGUCGAGAUCAAGAAACAAUAUACCGACAAUCCAAAUGCUCAAUCUGAAGUAUCCCAGAGUUAUUCCACGAAACUGAAGAGCUGCAAAAGUGUUCAAGACGAACAGAUAUAUGACGAUGACGAGAAAAAUAUCAAAAUUCGUCAAAUUGUUAAGUAUCUAAAUGAUAUGUCGUACACACAGUCAUUCUUUCAAGACUUUUCAAGAUUAUCCUUCACAAAGACGAAACCCAGAAAAGUCGUGGAACGUGAAAUCAAUGAAAGUGGGAACGAAAGAAGGGAUCAUAAUAAAUCCAUUAGUGAUGGGAAGAUGUUUCGACUACUAAAGGAAGGCAUCCCAAAAAUUUUCGAAAAUGUCUACAAAUACAAUAAGUCCCAAAAAGAAAAGCCAGAUAUUUUAUAGAUUAAAAAAAAUAAAAAU